Messenger RNA from Monascus purpureus, 2976 nucleotides. The record is from the annotation of a GenBank genome assembly. Lineage: Eukaryota; Fungi; Ascomycota; Eurotiomycetes; Eurotiales; Aspergillaceae.
AUGGGUGAGAAUCCUAGAAGUGCUCUGGAGUAUGGGCACUUAGGACAUGCGACCUAUUAUCCAGAGUUACGGUCCUGGACUUUCCCUCGUACCCUGGCUAAAUCGCCUUUGGUCUCAUACUCAGGAAUAACGAAAACAACCGUGCCAUCCCCAAUAAGCGCUCCUAGGACUUCUUUGCAGGGUAAUAAUGGUACUCUAGCGAGAAUAUACCCACAAAUUGCUCCAAGUUGGCCUUGUAUUCGUGACGAAAGACUUUCUCGUGUCAUCUCAGCGACAACCAAUGUUUGCGAACCUCGGGUUGCCUCGCUUUUUGAUCUGGGAAAUGCCGCAGAUGUCGAUAAUGAUGUAUCGGGUCGCGUAUUCCCAAUCGCGGUGUUUGCUACUGGGGAGUGUGGUGAUACAAUUUGCUUUCGAAAAAUUGAAGAUGAUGCAGUAGAAUUGCGACAAGAAUCAGUAUGGAUGAGAGUUCCAUCAGUGGGUGGAGAAGAGACCACUGAAUGGUCUGGAUGUGGUGCUCCUGUUCGCCAGAUUCGCUUCGCGCGGACGGUAGAUGCGAAGUCGACUUGGAUGGCCGCACGUUUUCCUCUGUUCACCGCGAUUUUCAGACCGUUGUAUCAUCGAAAUCCUGUUGCUAUGCACUUCGAUCACGAUGGCUUUUAUGGUUCAUCAUUUAAAUUGCACAAUUCACGUCUUGAUGCCAAUGCUUUGAUUGAGAUAUCGGCUUCCCAAACAGGCGGAUUUGUACAUGCUGAUGUGACGUUCAACCCCUGGUAUCAGAAACAGGUUGCCAUCGUGGAUGAAACAGGAAACUGGAGUAUAUGGGAAAUUUCUAGCCGACAGAAGCAGAAUAAGAGCAGCUGGAAUGCGGACUGCGUGCGGUCAGGAUCGCUGCCUCGGGUGGAUCCCAGUGACAAUGCGGAUUUGCAUAACCAAGCCCGUCAUGAUGGCUGGGCAGCUAUUGAGUGGGUUGCGGACUUCAAUAGCUUCAUUGUUUCUGACAGACGCUGUGUGUCUAUUUACCGAAUGGAUGGUGACCAGACCAUAUGCUAUCCAAUCGAGCUCGGAUUUGAGAGAAAAUCUGAAUGGGUUUUGGAUGUCAAGCGCAGCUCUUAUGAUAUGUCACACGUUUUCAUCCUAACAACAUCUCGCAUUUUCUGGUUCGAUAUCACAACCAGCACCAUCUUGGCCAGUACAGAAGAGGGAAGACUAUCUCCCAAACCCCGUCUAUCUUGGCGCCAUUUUCGAGAUUUCGAAGACACGACCUUGCGGUUGAGUUUUCUGCUUGUUGGUGAAAAUUUAUACUUGAUUUUAUACUCUCGGCUUAAUCGCCUUGUGCAGGUUUUCCAAUAUCCUACCUCUCAAACAGAGCCCCUUUCCAUUCCGGACCCAUUUUUGUUGAACAUUCCGUCUAGAUCUGAGAAUCUAGCGGAUUCUCAUACACCUGGAUAUGACGUACAAUUCACAACCUUGGUGUUUAAAGAGGUCGCAUAUUCGUUGUCGAGUAAAAAAGGCCAUGGCCCGACCAUUAGACCUAUAAAGCUUUUUGCGCUUGAUUCUCAACUCGCUCUGCAUGAAUCUAUAUAUUUUGGACCGGGAGACGAUUAUCAUGGUGAAGAAAAUCUACCUGGGGGUGAAAUCCUACGGGCAAGGAAACGUUUCCCGGGAGGCCAUGGUAACAAGAGGUGGUAUAGCGACUUUGUCGUUGAUGACUGGGAUGAAUCCAUAUCCAUUGCCGAUUUACUAACAAGACGGAAUACUUGGGCCUUCACUCCCACGCCUCCGACGGGCUCGUCAUGGACCUUCGACUUCACGCAAAUCUACCAAGUUACCAUGGGCGAGCUAACAGUGACUUCAAAACAAGCAAACCAGAAGCAGCAACCUGAAAAAUGCUUCAGGGAAUUGCUUAGAGAGUUGGAGAACAGGAUUUCGAAAAGAGCCCUGAGUACACUAUCCACAAAUCAAACAAUACUCGAAAUUCUCAGCGGCAGCCCUUCCCUAGACGAUAUUGAUCAGAAUGCGCGAGAUUUGAACCUCCUCGUGUCAGUCAACAUGCGUAAAAAUACUGACUCUCAGAACCCGCCUUUAUUUGUGAUCUUAAAGUCAAGUGUUCCUAGCACAAUGUCUGUGGAGCUUGGAAGCAGACUGCAGUUAUCUUCUAAUUUGGAUCUUGUGGCCAUGUACGAUCGUCUGGCCAACGACUGGCUGUCGAACUUGUCGCAUGAUAUACCAGGACGUACCCGAUUAUUAAAAGAAAGAAUAAUACGAGGCAUCGCCGCUGAAAUAGUUUUAUCCAGGGUCAAGAUAAUCCCUACGGUAGCUCGUGUCCCGGACCGGGCUGGUGCUGAAGACCUGCGCAAUGAUCGGGAAAUUACGGCGAUGACAAGUCCACCUAGGAGCGUCCAUGUGACCGAGUUAGAAUUGCCUCUGACGCCAAGUGUCGAUGUGCGUCCUGCCUCGCUUUCGAUAGAACGUGAGUUGGGUGUUGCAGCCGGAAAAGAAGAAAUCCCAGGACGACGAGCACGACAGGGCGACCAAGUGAACCCGGAUUUCGCAACUUUGUCCACAUUGACAACAGUCAAUGGCCGCAGGCCACUUUCUCGGAUUGCAACUUCCAUACUUUCUCACUGGCAUGUUGGAAUGGACCCGUGCAAUUACGACUGGCAUAAAUCAUCACAGGCACAAGACAAUGAAGAAGCUAGAGCUACGACGCCAAAACAUAGAUCAAGAAGGAAGGUAUCUAAUGGCCUUAGUCUCGAAUCUUCGACGCAUCCGUCUACGUCUUCGGCUGCUCCUGUUGUCCGGGAAUGGGGCAGUCAACCGCAAACAGAACCGCCAAGAGUACAGUUGAAGAGCAGCCAAGUCACAGAAGAUAGUCUGCCUAUGACCCAAGUAGAGAGGGGUAUUUUCGGUGGUCGGGAAGGCAAUCGUAGGGGCAAUGAAAAGGGGAGGAAAAAGAGGAGGGCAGCUGGCUUUUGA